This is a messenger RNA of Astyanax mexicanus (Mexican tetra), 1742 nucleotides long. RefSeq names its product olfactomedin-4. The record is from RefSeq and is a predicted model, not a curated record. The transcript is spliced from 5 exons. NCBI's taxonomy places the organism in Eukaryota, Metazoa, Chordata, Actinopteri, Characiformes, Acestrorhamphidae. Gene Ontology annotation, biological process: signal transduction. The coding region runs from base 59 to 1444 and encodes 461 amino acids.
AGUUUUAUCUCCUGAUAGCCCUCAGUGUCCUCCAUCCUGCUCAUCUUCCCUAAUAAACAUGAAGUUAUCAUUAUUCUCCAUGUGGGCAGCAGCCCUGCUCCUCACCUUCUCCUCAGAGUGUGUGAGUGGGAAGCAGUGUGUGUGUGAGCUGAAGAACGCAGUGCGUCCGUUCCCCACGGCUCAGCUGGACAACAUCCACACUGCAGCCUCCGAAUGCAACACCAGCAUCACUUCAAAACAGAUGCUGGAGGUGGACGUGCUGAAGCUGGGGCUGCAGCGCAGGCUGGAGCAGCUGGAGGAGAGCGUGGCUGUGCUGGAGAGGGAGGAUGAUGGGGAGCUGUAUGGAGCCGUGUCUCUGCGCAUUAUUGAACUGGAGCUGGCUGAGGUGCUGGAGCUCAUGGCCAAACUCAACAGAACCAUCAGCUCCCACCGGCAGCUCAGCAACAACACAGCCGCGAAGCUGCACAGUCUGGUGGAGGAGAUGCAGGAGCUGGAGGAGUUUGAUCACAUGCAGGUGGUGAAAAAGCAGCAGGAGAAUCAGAGAAUGAGGCGAGACCUGGACAACUGCCAGCACCAGCUUCACUCUACUGCUGAGCCUCCAACACCUCCACCAGGAAACUGCCCUCAAGGUCAGCUGGUCAACGUCUCAGGGCCUAGAACAUACACCCUCACCCAGUACGGCACCUCCUACUCUUUUGGCGCCUGGGGGAAAGACCCUAAUCCUUCUCCGGGGAAGGAACAAGUGUACUGGCUGGUUGCGCUCACCAGCAGCAACAUAUUUUCUAACUACAUCCGUGAAUACAACAGCCUGAGCACCAUCAUAGUUGGUGUGGGGCCCACAGACACAACCAUCGCACCAUCUAACCCCACCACCAACACCAUCCAGGGCCCCAACGUGGUGAUGUACGGAGACGCUGUGUACUACAACUGCUACAACUCACCAUCCGUCUGCCGCUUCAACAUGACCUCACGCACAGUCACCAACGUGGCCCUGCCCCUCAACUCAGGGUACGGCAACAAAUUCCCAUUCGGCCACAUGGAUGGCACCUACACCCACACGGACAUGGACUUUGCCACAGACGAGUCUGGUGUCUGGGUCAUCUACUCUUCACCUGAAAACUUCGGUAACAUCAUUAUUAGCGAGGUGCUAGCUGGUUCUCCUCCAGUUCUGGGUAGAAGUUGGAGGACGUCUCUCCACAAGCGCACGGUCACCAACACCUUCAUGGUCUGCGGCGUGCUCUACGCCACCCGAUUCCUCAACAAAGAGACAGAGGAGAUCUUCUACUCAUUCGACACGGAGACGAGCACAGAAAGCUACAGGCUGAGGAUCCACAUUAAGAAGAUGCAGCCCAACAUCCAGUCGCUGAACUACAACCCAGGGGACCGGAUGCUCUACAUGUACAGCGACGCCCACAUCCUGUCAUAUGAAGCCGUUUUUCAGUGACCUGUUAUUUUUACUUAUAUGAGCCAAUAUGUUUAAAACAGUUUCCUUCAAUGAGCUCAUUGUUUUUUAUACCUGUUAGAUGCUGAAUAAAAGUCUAUACAGCACUGUAUCUCUGAAAUAAAACAUGCUAAUGCUAAAUAUGGAAUUUUUGUAUAUUUUAAGUAGUGAUUUCAUGUGUGUGUAUGAGUUCAUUGAUUUUACUUCUGGGACACAGCAUCAGUGUAUGAAACACUGUACUGCUAUAUCGCUGAAUGCUAAUGCUAAUAAACAUUUUACAUGGGCUUUGCUGAAGUCGUAA